Messenger RNA from Otolemur garnettii (small-eared galago), 2470 nucleotides. It is a transcript of the gene TRIM7, whose product is annotated as tripartite motif containing 7. The transcript is spliced from 7 exons. Lineage: Eukaryota; Metazoa; Chordata; Mammalia; Primates; Galagidae. Gene Ontology annotation, molecular function: zinc ion binding; protein binding. The record is from RefSeq and is a predicted model, not a curated record. The coding region runs from base 195 to 1727 and encodes 510 amino acids.
UCAACGAGCACCCUCCCCACUCGGCCCGCAGCCGGGCACGCCCUCAGCUCACGUCUGGGCCUGCCUAGUGUCCGCCCCGCCCUUCUUCCACUGGACGCUCCGAAGCCAGCCCUGGUGUCUGUACUCCGAGCCGCUCACUGUCACGUUCUUUGGCCGCCCGGAAGCCUCCCAGCCUGCCUGCUCGGAGGGCGUGCAUGGCGGCUGUGGGACCGCGGACCGGCCCGGGUGCCGGGGCCGAGGCGCUCGCGCUGGCAGCAGAGCUGCAGGGCGAGGCGACGUGCUCCAUCUGCUUGGAGCUCUUCCGCGAGCCGGUGUCCGUCGAGUGCGGCCACAGCUUCUGCCGCGCCUGCAUCGCGCGCUGCUGGGAGCGUCCAGGUGCCGGGGCUACCGCGGCGUCCGGCGGACUGCCUUGCCCACUGCCCUGCCCACAGUGCCGCGAACCCGCGCGCCCCAGUCAACUGCGGCCCAACCGGCAGUUGGCGGCGGUGGCCACACUGCUGCGGCGCUUCAGCCUACCCGCGGCCGUCUCAGGGGAGCUCGGGUCCCCGGCGGCCGCGGCCCGCUCCGCGCCUGCCCGGUGCGCACAGCACAGCGAACCGCUCAAGCUCUAUUGCCAGGAUGACGGGCGCGCCAUUUGCGUGGUAUGUGACCGCGCCCGCGAGCACCGUGCGCACGCAGUGCUGCCCCUGGACGAGGCCGUGCAGGAGGCGAAGGAGCUCUUGGAGUCCAGGCUCAGGAUUUUGAGGAAGGAACUGGAAGACUAUGAGGUGUUCCGGUCCACGGAAGAGAAGGAGAGCAAGGAGCUCCUGAAGCAGAUGGCCACAGAGCAGGAGAAAGUGGGGGCGGAGUUCCAGGCACUGCGGGCCUUCCUCGUGGAGCAGGAGGGACGGCUUCUGGGCCGCCUGGAGGAGUUGUCCCGGGAAGUGACACAGAAGCAGAAUGAGAACCUGGCCCAGCUAGGGGGUGAGAUCACCCAGCUCUCCAAACUCUGCAGCCAGAUCCAGGAGACAGCCCAAAAGCCUGACCUAGACUUCCUCCAGGAAUUCAAAAGCUCACUAAGCAGGUGCAGCAAUGUGCCUGGUCCCAAGCCAACCACAGUGUCUUCUGAGAUGAAGAGUAAAGUCUGGAAUGUUUCCCUUAAGACUUUUGUUUUAAAAGGGCUGUUGAAGAAGUUCAAAGAGGAUCUUCAGGGAGAGCUGGAGAAAGAGGAGAAAGUGGAACUCACCUUGGACCCAGACACAGCCAACCCACGCCUCAUUCUUUCUCUGGAUCUUAAAAGUGUGCGCCUCGGCCUGCGGGCCCAGGACCUGUCCAGUCACCCGCACCGCUUUGAUACCAACACCCGAGUCUUGGCGUCCUGUGGAUUCUCUUCGGGCCGGCAUCACUGGGAGGUGGAAGUGGGCUCCAAGGAUGGCUGGGCCUUCGGUGUGGCCCGUGAGAGUGUGCGCCGCAAGGGCCUCACGCCCUUCACACCUGAGGAGGGUGUCUGGGCACUGCAGCUCAAUGGUGGCCAGUACUGGGCUGUGACCAGUCCCGAGAGAACACCCCUCAGCUGUGGACACCUGUCACGUGUGCGGGUGGCCCUGGACUUGGAGGUGGGAGCCGUGUCCUUCUAUGCUGUGGAGGAUAUGCGCCACCUCUAUACCUUCCGUGUCAACUUCCAGGAGCGCGUGUUCCCACUUUUCUCUGUCUGUUCCACUGGCACCUACUUGCGAAUCUGGCCUUGAGGAGCACUAUGUGGAAAGAGCCUCCUCUCCUGUCUGCCUGGGAAGGAAUGGGUCUAUCUUCCACUCUCCUACCCUAGACUGCUCAAGAGUGGUUGCUACAGACACAACCCCAGAGGCAUGAGAGUGAAUAACUGUGGUCAAUAGAGCAGGGGAAAGAAGGCAUUGGAUUGUUGGGCCUGUCCCAUCCCUGUGGACAGAUGGAUUUGGCCAGAGCACUGAGGAAGUGGAGGUGGCUGAGGACAGGACCUCAGCUCUUGACAGGGAGGCUUCUUAUCAGAGAGCCUUGCUACCCUGACUCAGGAGGUCUCUGGUUCCAUGGAACAAUGAAUGUCAAACUGGUCCUGUGCUGGCCUCAGUUCCAAGGGGACAGGUUUGGGCAUGGCCAGCCAGGCUCAGUGUCACUUCUGUUUUGCCUUCUUAAUAGCUGCCAGCUCUACUUUAUGAGGUCAUGGGACCUCUGGAUCCAGCUGAGCUGACAGAGUUGUCUAUCAGGGAGGAGCACCAUGCUCCUAGCUUGGAAGAGUCUGGGCCAGAACUGGAAGGAGUCCUGCCCAUAUGAAAGGGAGAAGCUCAGGACAGCAAUACAGUGGCCUUACCAGUCCCCAACAUCCCAUAGCCUAUUGACACAGAAUGCCGUGUGCAACCUGACCCCAGUGACACAUGUUCUCACAGAUACUAGCCCCCCUUUCCCAGUGCCAAAGUACACAGCUGCCCUUAAGAUUAAAGGGAACUUCAAAACCAAA